GCUGUUUAGUAUUAUGUGCAUAUUUAUACAGAGAAGCGCAUUUUUGUUUAAGCAAAAGUUGUUGUUUCGUUAUUUUUAUGAAUAAGAAGCUUUGAAUGAAACUGAAACAAGCUAUCUAUCUGGUGGAAGGUGCAGCAGAUGAAGACGGGAGGACUCCGAGCAUUUGGGAUACUUUUGCUUCCACUGAAGCAUCGGGAGGGAAACUAGAAGUGGCUUGCGAUCAGUAUCACAAAUAUAAGGAAGAUGUUCAACUCAUGGUAGAUACAGGGUUGGAUGCUUAUAAAUUUUCCAUCUCAUGGUCGAGGCUCAUUCCAAAUGGAAGAGGAUCGGUCAAUCCAGAGGGUUUGCAAUAUUACAACAAUCUUAUCGACGAACUGAUCUCCCAUGGAAUUCAACCACAUGUUACUUUGCACCAUGAUGAUCUUCCUCAGGCACUUGAGGACGAGUAUGGUGGAUGGGUCAAUUCAAGAUUGUGUAUGGGAGACUUCACCGCAUAUGCAGAUCUGUGCUUUAGAGAGUUUGGAGAUAGGGUUUUGCAUUGGGCUACCAUAAAUGAAGCUAAUGUGUUUGCCUAUGGAGGUUAUGAUGUAGGGAUUACGCCACCCCAGAGAUGUUCUUCUCCAUUUGGAUCACUGAACUGCACCAGAGGCAACUCCACAUCAGAACCUUACAUAGUAGCUCAUCAUAUCUUGUUGGCCCAUUCAUCAACUGUAAGCUUGUACAGGCUUAAAUAUCAGAGUAAGCAGCAUGGAUUCAUUGGACUUGUUCUCUAUACCUUCGGGGCCAUUCCUGUGACAGAUUCCAAAGAAGACAAGAUUGCAUUUCAGAGAGUCAAAGAUUUCUAUUUUGGAUGGUUUUUACAUCCCCUGGUGUUUGGAGACUAUCCUGAAACCAUGAAGAGAAAUGGAGGCUUAAGACUUCCAGUUUUCACAAAUUCUGAAUCCAAACUGGUAAAAGGUUCAUUUGACUUCAUAGGGGUGUUGUAUUACAGCUGCGCAACCAUAAUAGACAACCCUGAGAGUCUCAGGUUGCAACAAAGAGAUUUUGGUGCAGAUAUGGCAGCAACCAUAAAUUAUUUUGUAGAUCCGGUCUCAUCAACAUCCAUAUUUCCUAUUGCACCAUGGGGUCUGAGAAGCUUUCUAGAGUAUAUCAAGGAAGCUUAUGGCAACCCUCCCAUAUAUAUUUAUGAAAAUGGUCAGCGAAUGCUUCAAAAUUCAUCAUUGGAUGACAUUCCAAGGGUUAACUAUUUGAAUGGAUUCAUUGGAGGACUUCUGGAAGCCUUGAGGAAUGGAUCAAAUACAAGAGGGUACUUCGUAUGGUCUUUCCUGGAUGUGUUGGAGUUGUUUGAUGGUAACGAGGUGAGCUUUGGUCUAUACUACGUUAAUUUGGAUGAUCCAGAUUUGAAAAGAUAUCCCAAGCUCUCUGCAAUUUCGUAUUCUAAUUUCUUGAAGGGAAAAACCUUCUCUUCAGAUGCAGUUAGUGAAGUCACAAAACCGUCCUCUCUAUCUUAUUCACUUCUCUAAAUCAUUUACUAUGUAUUUUUGAGUUGUAAAACAUCUAAUAUACAAUUUAUAUGAUGGUGGUCAUUUGCAUGUUA
Messenger RNA from Ziziphus jujuba (common jujube), 1597 nucleotides. RefSeq names its product beta-glucosidase 11. Gene Ontology annotation, biological process: carbohydrate metabolic process. Bases 96 to 1523 code for a protein of 475 amino acids. The transcript has 13 exons. The record is from RefSeq and is a predicted model, not a curated record. Gene Ontology annotation, molecular function: beta-glucosidase activity. NCBI's taxonomy places the organism in Eukaryota, Viridiplantae, Streptophyta, Magnoliopsida, Rosales, Rhamnaceae.